AUGUUAUUCAAAAAUCUUUCCAAACUCUCUCCAGUAUCAAUUGGAUCUGUUCAAAACUCAACCAUUCAAACAAGUACUGGUUUCUCUGAUGUUUCUGGUGGCUCAAUGACUGCUCGUAGAGGAUGUUGUGGUGGUCGUCGUGGCUGGAGAAAUGAUAUUGAUAUCGAUAUUGACAUUGAUAUUGAUAUUGAUUCUGGUCGUCGUGGUGGUUGGUGGAAUUAA
This is a messenger RNA of Cavenderia fasciculata, 222 nucleotides long. RefSeq lists its product as uncharacterized. Lineage: Eukaryota; Evosea; Eumycetozoa; Acytosteliales; Cavenderiaceae. The transcript has 2 exons. The coding region runs from base 1 to 222 and encodes 73 amino acids. The record is from RefSeq and is a predicted model, not a curated record.